Molecule: messenger RNA, 2061 nt
Organism: Laetiporus sulphureus 93-53
Lineage: Eukaryota; Fungi; Basidiomycota; Agaricomycetes; Polyporales; Laetiporaceae
Product: TPR-like protein
Exons: 9
Coding region: 1-2061 (686 amino acids)
Biological process (GO): cell division
Molecular function (GO): protein binding
Source: RefSeq, a predicted model, not a curated record
AUGGCACCGACACCGCCUCCAAUUCCAAGCGGGUUUUCCAUGCAAUCAACUAGGCUACCAUCGCCAUCAGGCUCGCGUCCUCGCCAUUCCCUCAACUCGUCCUUCUCGUUUGGUCCUCAGCCUCUCGUCGACUCAUUCGCCGAAGUAAACAGCAGUAUCGCGUCGAAUCCGCGCUCUUUCGCGCUUGACCCGAACCGGUCCAUACUGCAAGCUUCUCCGUUGUGUUCUUCGCCGCGUGUGCCGAGGAGAACGAAAGUGAACACGAGCAGACAUCCUCUCGCUAAUGACAAUUCGAACAUCUUCAAUGACGAUGGCGACGAUGAGGCGGAGGAUGAAGAUGAGUACCAGCUCGGAAUGAUAGACCGCAUGCGUUUGUGGAGACAUGACGCUCUGAUGCAACAUCUCUACGAUACGGCAGCAUUCUGGGGCGACAAGGUUCUUAGCUGGACAAAUGACCCGAACGACGCGUUUUGGUUGGCUCAAACUUACUUCUCCACGCACCAGUACUCCCGUGCUGAGCGAUUGCUCACGCGUCCUUUCCCUACAACGCCGCCUAAAAGCACACCUGGACAACCGCCGCUAAACAACGGCCACUUCCAACCAUCCAACAAAGCCAAAGGCAAGGCAAGAGAGGUCCCCGUCCCUACUCCACAGGUAGUCGCUCCUAUUAUCGAACGCCUGCCCGUAGGCCCGAGCGAGAUGGUGGAGGUCGCUGCGCGAUACGAGGAGGGUGUCUCGCGGCUUGUAGACAUGAGUGUCGCAUGCAGAUACCUUGCUGCUCAAUGUCAGGUUCGUCAGGGCAAGUGGAUGGAGGCAACUGAGAUGCUGGGCGAGGCGAAUCCCUUCCGUGGCUCUGGCCGAAGUGGCCCAGAGGUUCCGAACGUGGAUGGUGGUAUCAAGAUUGAAGCGUCUAUGUGCCACCUGCGUGGCCUGCUCAUGCUCAAGCUCAAUCGAGGCGAGCAGGCCAAGCUAUGCUUCAUGGAGGCGUUGGCUCUAGACAUCAAAUGUUAUGAGGCUUUCCAGCAACUUAUUUCGGGAGAGAUGAUGACUCCCGACGAAGCAGAGUGGGAGUUCGUGCAAAACCUGGCAUAUAAAGAGCAGACGCCUGAAGACGGCGAAUUCAUCCGCAUGAUGUACACAUCUAGGUUGCGGAAAUAUAAGCAUGCGGAAGAGCACGCAAUUGCGAGAACUCGCCUCGUGACCGACUAUGGCUUGGGCGACAAUCCGGACGUGCUGUUCAGCUUCGCAGAUGCACUAUAUUCUCAAUUUAGAUGGGCAGAUUGCUUUGCCAUCACGACUAGAAUUCUGGGCCUUUCCGCUAUACAUGUGCCGACAAUGCCCUUGCAUAUAGCAUGCAUGCACCAUCUAUUACAUCUCAACUCAAGAUUGUUCAUUCUUGCACACGAACUUGUAGACCAAGAGCCGGAGUCGCCCGUCAGCUGGUAUGCCGUGGGUGUAUGGUACUUUUCCGCGAAAAAAUGGGCCGAAGCGCGGACGUACUUUAGCAAGACCUCCCUCAUGGAUCCGCGCUUCGCUCCUGCGUGGAUAGCAUUCGCGCAUACGUUUGCCGCAGAAGGCGAGCACGAUCAUGCGAUUACCGCAUAUUCCACUUGUGCACGCAUGUUCACGGGAUCGCAUCUGCCACUGAUGUAUGUCGGCAUGGAACACAUUACACUUGCGAACUACCCCUUGGCAGAUGAAGCCCUCAAUGCCGCUUUUGCAAUAUGUGACGCCGACCCGCUGUUGUCGAACGAACGCGGAGUCAUGGCAUAUAAUCACAACGACUUUGAACUGGCAGUGAUUUUGUUCAAGGAAGCUCUCGACCUUGCAAAGACAGUACAAACAUCUGAACAAGCUUGGGUCAAUAUAUAUCUCAACCUCGGCUCGGCAUAUCGCAAGCUCGGGCGAUUAGAAGAAGCGAAGGCCGAGUACCAAAGGGUUAUCGAGGUCGACCCGCAGAACCAGUCCGGGCUUGCUUUCCUCGGAAUCACGUACCAUCUGUUGGGUGACAUCGAUGCAGCCAUAGAGAAGUACCACGAGGUGAGUCUUCAAUUGUCCUGA